AUGCCUCAGCCUAGUGUAAGCGGAAUGGAUCCGCCUUUUGGGGAUGCCUUUCGAAGCCACACCUUUUCAGAACAGACUCUGAUGAGCACAGAUCUCUUAGCAAACAGUUCAGAUCCAGAUUUCAUGUAUGAACUGGAUAGAGAAAUGAACUACCAACAGAAUCCUAGAGACAGUUUCCUUUCUCUGGAGGACUGCAAAGACAUUGAAAACUUGGAGUCUUUCACAGAUAUCCUGGAUAAUGAGGGUGCUUUAACCUCAAACUGGGAACAGUGGGAUACAUACUGUGAAGACUUAACGAAGUACACCAAACUGACCAGCUGCGACAUCUGGGGAACAAAAGAAGUGGACUACUUGGGUCUCGAUGAUUUUUCUAGCCCUUAUCAAGAUGAGGAGGUCAUCAGUAAAACUCCAACUUUGGCCCAACUUAAUAGUGAGGACUCGCAGUCCGUUUCUGAUUCCCUUUAUUACCCUGAUUCACUUUUCAGUGUCAAACAAAAUCCUUUGCCCUCUUCAUUCCCUGGUAAAAAGAUCACGAGCAGAGCAGCUGCCCCUGUAUGUUCUUCUAAGACUCUUCAGGCUGAAGUCCCUUUGUCAGACUGUGUCCAAAAAGCAAGUAAACCCACUUCAAGCACACAAAUCAUGGUGAAGACCAACAUGUAUCACAAUGAAAAACAGAACUUUCAUGUUGAAUGUAAAGACUAUGUAAAAAAGGCAAAGGUAAAAAUCAACCCAGUGCAGCAGACUCGGCCCUUACUGAGCCAGAUCCAUACUGAUGCAGCAAAAGAGAACACCUGCUACUGUGGUGCUGUCACAAAGAGACAAGAGAAAAAAGGGAUGGGGCCUCUGCAGGGUCAUGCCACUCCCGCUUUGCCUUUUAAAGAAACCCAGGAACUAUUACUCAGUCCCUUGCCUCAGGAUGGUCCUGGGUCCGUUGCUACAGGAGAAAGCAGCAGCCUUUCUGCCAGCACAUUGGUCUCAGAUUCAUCCCAGAAAAAAGAAGAGCACAAUUAUUCCCUGUUUGUCUCAGACAGUGUGGGUGAGCAACCAACCAAAUGCAGCCCUGACGAGGACGAGGAGGAUGAGGAAGACAUUGAUGAUGAGGACCAUGAUGAAGGGUUUGGCAGUGAACAUGAACUGUCUGAAAACGAGGAGGAGGAAGAGGAAGAAGAGGAUUAUGAAGAUGACAAGGAUGAUGAUAUUAGUGACACAUUCUCUGAACCAGGCUAUGAAAAUGAUUCCGUGGAAGACUUAAAGGAGAUGACUUCAAUAUCCUCUCGGAAGAGAGGCAAAAGAAGGUACUUCUGGGAAUAUAGUGAACAACUUACACCAUCACUGCAAGAGAGGAUGCUGAGGCCAUCUGAAUGGAAUCGGGAAACUUUACCAAGUAAUAUGUAUCAGAAAAAUGGCUUGCAUCAUGGAAAAUAUGCAGUAAAGAAGUCACGGAGAACUGAUGUAGAAGAUCUGACUCCAAAUCCCAAAAAACUACUUCAGAUAGGCAAUGAACUGCGGAAACUGAACAAGGUGAUUAGUGAUUUGACGCCAGUCAGUGAGCUUCCCUUAACAGCGCGGCCACGGUCAAGGAAGGAAAAAAAUAAGCUGGCUUCCAGGGCUUGUAGGUUAAAGAAAAAAGCCCAGUAUGAAGCUAACAAAGUGAAAUUAUGGGGCCUCAACACAGAAUAUGAUAAUUUAUUGUUUGUAAUAAACUCUAUAAAGCAGGAAAUUGUAAACCGAGUACAGAAUCCGAGGGAAGAGAGAGGACCCAACAUGGGACAGAAGCUUGAAAUACUCAUUAAAGACACUCUAGGCCUCCCAGUGGCUGGACAGACAUCUGAAUUUGUUAACCAAGUGUUAGAGAAGACUGCAGAAGGCAAUCCCACUGGAGGCCUCGUGGGACUAAGGAUACCAACGUCAAAAGUGUAA
Elephantulus edwardii (Cape elephant shrew) is the source of this 1920-nucleotide messenger RNA. It is a transcript of the gene CREBRF, whose product is annotated as CREB3 regulatory factor. Gene Ontology annotation, cellular component: nucleus. The record is from RefSeq and is a predicted model, not a curated record. The transcript has 8 exons. Gene Ontology annotation, molecular function: RNA polymerase II transcription regulatory region sequence-specific DNA binding; DNA-binding transcription factor activity, RNA polymerase II-specific. Bases 1 to 1920 code for a protein of 639 amino acids. Lineage: Eukaryota; Metazoa; Chordata; Mammalia; Macroscelidea; Macroscelididae. Gene Ontology annotation, biological process: regulation of transcription by RNA polymerase II; response to unfolded protein.